Messenger RNA from Marmota monax (woodchuck), 283 nucleotides. Its product is annotated as bcl-2-like protein 11. Gene Ontology annotation, biological process: meiosis I. NCBI's taxonomy places the organism in Eukaryota, Metazoa, Chordata, Mammalia, Rodentia, Sciuridae. Bases 38 to 265 code for a protein of 75 amino acids. The record is from RefSeq and is a predicted model, not a curated record. The transcript has a single exon.
AUGCACAGAAAGGAAGGGGCAGACAAAAAAAGACCAAAUGGCAAAGCAACCUUCCCAUGUAAGUUCUGAGUGUGAAAGAGAAGGUGGACAAUUGCAGCUUGCAGAGAGGCCUCCCCAGUUCAGGCCUGGGGGCCCUACCUCCCUUCAGACUGAGCCUCAAGACAGGAGCCCAGCACCCAUGAGUUGUGACAAAUCAACACAAAUCCCAAGUCCUCCUUGCCAGGCCUUCAAUCAUUAUCUGAGUGUAAUGGCUUCCAUGCAGUAGUCUCAGGCAGAACCUGCA